GUAGAGCAACCUUGUGGGGACAUGGUAUGAUCAACAGGUAAGAUCAAUUGAAUGUUUAGCAUGUCUAAAUUAAUAUAUGUAAAUAAAAAAUGCAUGUGUGUAUGAAUGUCCAGAGAAGAAUGUUCAAUAGGUUUUGGCAAGAUGUAGUUUUUAAUACAGUCAGAAAUUCAGUUUCUUUGUUUUGCCUCAGGGCAAUGUUAUGCAGCAAGGGCUACUUUUCAUGGAUCAAAUCAUGCUCCAUGUAGAACACGUAAUAUUAUAGCAUUGUCACCAUAUGAAUGGAUAUUCACAGAAAAUAGACAUUCAAUUAUUCUAUGGAGGAAGUAAUGAUUCUAAUCAGGCUGUUAGGGCCAUUCCUUCAUUUUCUUAGAUCUACUUUCAUGGAUUCUGAGCUGGUUUUAUUUUGGUGGUUUUUGUAUGAAAUGCAGAGUCCUCUACAUGAAUAUGAACAAGAACAUGAAGCUGUAUAGUAUGCCUUCAUAUCUCACAUUGCACAGGGUCUGUGCAAGAGCAGCAAGGACUUGGAGCGAAAGAGGCCAUCCAAGUGGUUGGCUCACCCAAGACUACACAGAGAAGAAAAGGCAUGGACUCACUGCCUCAAACCCAAUCUCAUAUUUUAGAUUAGAUUGGAUUCAACUUUAUUGACAUUGAACAAGUACAGAGUCGAGAUAUUGAGUCACAAUCAUGCAGCAGCCGAGUCCUGCGUGUCUUCCCAACCACCUCAAUAUCACCAAAAUAGUUCUAAUGUACAAGCUACUUGUAUUGGACAACGCCAUGACCACACUGGAGAGAGAACUGCGCCAGUUCACCCAACAGGCCAAUGUGGAGGUCCACCACUUCCUGAGUCAGCCACGUCAUCCCGAUGUGUUUAACUGUGACCACCUGAUCAGGGCUUUGGACGCUAAAUGCUAUGCUAUUGAGAAAAUGUCGUUUGUAUUCAGAAGCCUGAAAACGGAUGUACAAUUCAAAUUCUCCAUGUCCACAAGACAACUGGACAGCCUGUCCCAACCAAGGCUGUUCAGAGAGAAAAGAUUCAUGAUAUGGCCUCAGGUGCUGAAGUUUGGGCCCAUGCUCCAGAAUGUCCUCAUGGCUGGCUCCAUCACCAAGGCAGUAAAGACGCUGUCCCUGCAGCAGCUCAGAAUUUCAUCCUCCUCCUGUUUUGAAGAUGCCAACUUCCAGAAAGAUGUCUUCAUAUGCAGCAUCUCCUCAUUCUCCAGUCUCAAUAAACAAGCAGAGUUGGCCCCAAGCCCAAUUGUCAGCUCAGUCAAUUACGACCUGACCCAAUACAAACAAGCCAAUCAGGGCCUGAUCCAAAACGAACAAGAGAAGAUCUGCAAAGUGAAUACCCAUCAGCCAAAUACAGCCGAGGUUCAAGCCACUCAGUUUAAAGAUGAUGUCACUCACAUCUCUAAUAGAGCACUCAGAACUACCAAUCUAUGCCUACCUGCUCCAAGUGAGCUCCUUCCAGGAGUCAGGAAUAAGCCAGCUACCCAGAAGACAGCUUUGGCAGCACCCCAACAAAAUCCUGGAAGGGAUUUCAUCAGACUGCAGCACCAGAAGCAGACUUCCUCCCAGCUGAUGCACUUCCUGCGAAUCAAAGGCAAGAAAGAUACAAUUAUGGAGUAUACUGCUUCCUUUGACCGAACCAGCUACUGCCAGCACACCACCUCUGGUUCCACAUCUACCACCUUGGCGACAACCUCUGUACCCCUCAUGGAAACUGACGAGAAUGUUCUAGCAACCAAUGGCGGCAUCUUGAAUGAGCUGUCCUCUAAGUGUGCCGACAAACAACUGAAACAAUGUGCCCCUGUCUUCACAGUGAAGCGUGCAGAGUCCGGAGGCUUUCUCCUAUACAGUUGUAUAAUCGCAACAGAGACUGAGCUCUGGGACAUAGGCGACAUCUUGACGGAGGCUACGCAGAGCAUUCCUUCCUCCGACGUCAUCAACACCACCCAGAGCAAGAUGGAUGCUGCUGGUUCCCGCUUUCAGAGUCUUGUAGAAAUCUCUAAUUUGAGCCUCCAUCAGACCGCCCCAUCCAACCACAGCCUACAGAACACGGACGGAGAUGUGAUUGAGAAUGUUCCGGAAGACAUCAAGAAAGCCUGUCAGAACAGCCAGGACGGUUCGUUCAUUAGCCCCGGCCACCAGCUGGGAGUGAUUCCAGAGUUCCAGAUCCGUAAGUUUGAGGAGAUGGCGGUGACUGUCAGUCACGUGGUGCAUCCUGGGAACUUCUGUGUCCAACAUGCUGAUGCCGACCUCAAGCUGGAGCGUCUCGAUGCUGACAGUCUGGAAGACGGCAGUAGUUUAGCGGAGCUGAAGUGUAUUCCGGACAUCGGGACCUACGUCAUGGCCUGGUUCCCCCAACAAGGGAGGUGGUGUCGGGCAGAGGUUUCCAAGAUAUGUGGCAUGAGUGGAGACAACGCUGUUCAGGUGGAGGUGAGGAGGCUGGACUAUGGAGACACUUCCUGUGUUUCUCUACGGAACAUCAAGAAACUUAGUGCUGCAAUGACAUCACUCCCUCUACAGUCCAUACAGGUUGCUCUGGCUAAUGUGAACCCAGUAGACGGGUGUAGCUGGAGCCAGUUGUCAGUAUCCUGGUUCAGAGACAUGGUGGGGAACAGGACACUGUAUGCACGGCUCUACACUCAAGGAGAGGGGGACAUACCCAGGGCGGAGCUCUUCAUGGAGAAGGGAAAGAUGGGAGCUAUGAGGAGAGGAGCCUCUUUGUCUCAGAGACUGGCUCUGAAUGGACAUGCGAAACACGACAGGCUCAGGAAACAGGGCUACAAAAUGAGUAGUGCCCAGGAGCAAAGCAAGAAACGGGAGUCCAUGUGGAACAAACACCUUAUAUCCUGUUAUACCCAGAAUAAGAAGUAUUGAGGCUGAUGGGGGAGUGGCGCUUUAGUUCACCUUUCUCAUCACAUUAAUCAGCCGUGCUGUUGACCAACCUCAUCAUUUUCCCCUUUGGCAUGUUAAAUGUUGAACGCAUUCCUAACUGUACCUUUCUCAAUAAUAAAGUUUAAAAAACUA
Esox lucius (northern pike) is the source of this 3030-nucleotide messenger RNA. RefSeq lists its product as uncharacterized. The transcript is spliced from 10 exons. The coding region runs from base 685 to 2880 and encodes 731 amino acids. The record is from RefSeq and is a predicted model, not a curated record. Lineage: Eukaryota; Metazoa; Chordata; Actinopteri; Esociformes; Esocidae.